GGGUGGAGUCAUGAGAAGAACGAUUAUGGCAGUUGUCCUUUUAGAUUCUCCCUUGUAGUUAUCCGUAUCUACACUGACAAAAGAUGGACUUUUUUGUGGUGUAUUUAAGGCUACUAUGCAGCUGAAGCCUUGUGUAUGGUGUAAGGUCCGCCCAGCAGUGUGUUCCGUUAACGAUGGCAAUGGCAGUGACUUGGCAGGAAUCUGAUUUUCAUGCAGCUUCAUCCUCCUAAGAACCGAAAAAAAUUAAUUCUCUUCAGCCAGUUUUCGAUUUAGGCUUCUUAAUUUGAAUCAGGAGAGCUCAACGGUAACAAUGUUGUAUCUUGACUUCGAUGCUCGUAAGUCGUCGUAGUAGUGCAACGAGAACGUCAUCAACCGAGGUGCAUUGCCUUAAUUGUGCCAGCAGGUGGUGUUCAUUAUCAACACGCAGACCGUAGGAACAUUAACAUUGGUUAUAAAACCGGGGUACUUCCGGGUGUUAGCACAGAUGGUCUUGAGCGUCUCCAAGCUGGUAUACUUUUCUUUUGCAUCAGAGAGCGUUAAUAAAUGAUGGCAGGAUCAUCCGUGGAAGCCAUAAAAAGGAAAAUUAAGUCCUUGCAAGACCAGGCGGACGCUGCGGAAGAGAAAGCAAAGAUACUCCAGCGACAGCUAGGGCUAGAGAGAAAAGCCAGAGAAGAAGCUGAGAGUGAUGUCGCGUCUCUUACAAGACGAUGCCAGCUGAUGGAGGAGGAGCUGGACCGUGCCCAGGAGCGACUGGCUGCGGUCCUGCAGAAGCUGGAGGAAGCCGAGAAGGCCGCAGAUGAGAGCGAGAGAGGCAUGAAAGUUAUUGAAAACCGAGCUGCCAAGGAUGAAGAGCGGAUGGAGUUGCAGGAGAUCCAGCUAAAGGAGGCGAAGCACAUCGCAGAGGAGGCGGAUCGCAAAUACGAGGAGGUGGCACGUAAGCUUGUCAUUGUUGAAGGUGAUCUAGAGCGUACAGAGGAGCGUGCCGAUCUGUUGGAAAGUAAGAAUGCUGAGUUUGAGGAAGAGCUGAAAACUGUGACCAACAACCUGAAGUCCCUGGAGUCCCAGGCUGAGAAGUAUUUGCAGAAGGAGGACAAGUAUGAGGAGGAGAUCAAAGUCCUUACCGAUAAACUAAAGGAGGCUGAGACCCGUGCAGAGUUUGCAGAGAGAUCAGUCACCAAGCUGGAGAAGUCUGUUGAUGACUUGGAAGACCGGCUCUACCAGCAACUUGAGAAAAACCGCCUUCUCUCUAAUGAACUAAGACUUGCCUUGAAUGAGGAUUAGACAUAGUCUGGAUGUUCAGUUUCUUUAAAACCCUUAAUCUUGUUACAUCUGUAUACUUCCUUAUUAUGGCUAAUGGUGUUCAAGAAAAUGUGGGUUAAUCAGAUUGAAAUAUAUAAAAAUACAGGAUGGCAAAAGAAACCAAAUGAAUCAAAAUGUAAACCCAGGAAUGGUGCCUGCUAUCUCCUACAUAAGACUGGGGAUAGAAUCUUGUCAUAAGGAUGUUUAUUGUACUCUCAUAUAUUGAAUGCAGAACUGCAUAUCUCCCUUGUAAUGUAAUGCAUGCCCAGAAUAUAAGUGCAGUUGUGCUGUGAGGCUUGUUGUGUGUGCUGUGCGCAGGUGGGGGAAAGGGAGAUCCUACUGUAGAACAAUGCCAGAGUGAAAUGCUUGUCUCUAAAA
This is a messenger RNA of Megalops cyprinoides (Indo-Pacific tarpon), 1677 nucleotides long. Its product is annotated as tropomyosin alpha-1 chain-like. Gene Ontology annotation, molecular function: actin filament binding. Bases 544 to 1281 code for a protein of 245 amino acids. Gene Ontology annotation, biological process: actin filament organization; cardiac muscle contraction. NCBI's taxonomy places the organism in Eukaryota, Metazoa, Chordata, Actinopteri, Elopiformes, Megalopidae. Gene Ontology annotation, cellular component: actin filament. The record is from RefSeq and is a predicted model, not a curated record. The transcript has 8 exons.